AUGGCUGCGGGUAUAAUUGGAUUAAAAAUAUUUCUGAUACUCUCAUUGUCACAUCAAGGCUACUCCUACAACCCUAAAGGGAUGAUGAGUAAAGACGCAAUAUUGUCCAACGCCCCUUGGAGUAUUAAAUUGCUUCUACUAAAAGACAUAAACCUUAACAAGAAUAAGAGACCAAGGAAUAACUUUAUGUCACGGCGAGUUGGCAUGGAGUCCUUAGUUCUAAGGAGACAAGAGGACACCAUAACUCCCCCUUCAGAUGAUGACCCAGUGCUCCCCCCUCAGGAAAUAAGGGACGACGACAGCAACAUGAGAUUAAAAUUAUUCCGACUUAUGUACGAAACAGUACGGGAUAGUGAUCUCAAAGUUAAAAGGGCAGAACUCAUUAGAAAGCAUUACGUAAAUUCAACCGCUUUCGAAGUUGGGUUUCUGAUGGGAGAAGUACAAGAAAAAUAUGACAUAAUAGUAGAAUUUUCUGGAACAUUGAAGAAGUUUUACCACAAAUGGAAACCGAUAGAACAUAUAAAUGCGUAUGAGCAAAUAGCCAAUUAUGGAAUACAGAUCAAUCAUUUAACAGACUUGAUUCGAACCAUUAGCAAGAAUGGUUCUCUUACGUAA
This is a messenger RNA of Arctia plantaginis, 615 nucleotides long. Lineage: Eukaryota; Metazoa; Arthropoda; Insecta; Lepidoptera; Erebidae. The record is from the annotation of a GenBank genome assembly.